UUAGCUUAUUUUUUGAUUGAUCAAAGGUUUUAUAAGGAAAAAAGAAACGAAAAAGAAGAUGUGUGGAACAGAUGCUUGCCUUAUCAAGUGUUCUCCAGUCCCUUCUGCUACUACUGAAACAAGAGAAAAUGGCACUAGGGACACUCUCAUGAAUAUCAAUCUGGAUCAUGGUGAUCCAACAAUGUACGAGUCAUAUUGGAAAAAAAUGGGGAACAAGUGUGACAUAACAUUCAGUGGUUAUGAGUCAUUGAGUUAUUUUGCUAAUGGUAAGAGCUUGUGCUGGUUCUUGGAGUCAAAACUAGAAGAAGAAAUCAAGAGGCUGCACAAUGUGGUUGGAAAUGCAAUAGUGGAUGAUUAUUAUAUUAUUGUUGGGACUGGAUCCAGCCAACUUCUUCAGGCUGCACUUUAUGCUCUUUCUCCUACAGAUGAACCUCAACCAAUCAGUGUAGUUUCAGCUGCACCUUUCUAUUCGUCAUAUCCAGAAGUGACUGAUUUUGUGAGGUCAGGGCUAUACAAAUGGGCAGGAGAUGCAAAACAAUUUGACAAAGAUAGACCGUAUAUUGAGUUCAUUACAUCUCCAAAUAACCCUGAUGGGGUUAUUAGAGAGCCUGUAGUUAAUGGAGAUCAAGGGAUAUUAAUCCAUGAUUUAGCUUAUUAUUGGCCACAGUACACUGCUAUUACCUCACCUGCCAGCUAUGAUGUUAUGCUCUUUACAGUUUCCAAAUGCACUGGCCAUGCUGGUUCCAGAAUUGGUUGGGCACUUGCUAGGGACAAAGAGGUGGCAAGGAAGAUGACAAAAUUCAUGGAGAUUAGCACAAUUGGGGUAUCAAAGGAAGCUCAACUCAGAGCUGCAAAGAUUCUUGGAGUGCUCUCUGAUAGCUGUUUGGAUCCCACAUUGGAUAACUUCUUUGAAUACAGUCAGUCUAUUAUGACUCAAAGAUGGCAAAAAUUAAGAGAAAUUGUUAAGGCCAAUGACCUUUUUACCCUCCAGAAGUACCCUCUUCAGUAUUGCCUCUUCACAAGAGACUUCUAUGAAUCACACCCUGCAUUUGCAUGGCUAAUGUGCAAAGGAAGUGAAGAGGACUGUGAGAAACUUCUUAAAGGACAUAAGAUUCAAACAAGGAGUGGAAGAAAAUUUGGGAGUGAUCCAAGAUAUGUUAGGAUAAGUAUGUUGAAUAGAGAUGAAGACUUCAAUAUUUUUCUGCAGAGGCUUAUGGCUAUUCAAGGACUUACAAAUGGAAAUUAAGAGUUAUUUUAUAUGUCUAUACAUGAAAUACUAAUACCUGAUUUUAUGUAUUAUCAGUCUUUAGCAAAUUUCUAACUACCAGUGG
Messenger RNA from Lycium barbarum (goji berry), 1331 nucleotides. Its product is annotated as L-tryptophan--pyruvate aminotransferase 1-like. NCBI's taxonomy places the organism in Eukaryota, Viridiplantae, Streptophyta, Magnoliopsida, Solanales, Solanaceae. The coding region runs from base 59 to 1246 and encodes 395 amino acids. Gene Ontology annotation, molecular function: carbon-sulfur lyase activity; transaminase activity. Gene Ontology annotation, biological process: amino acid metabolic process. The record is from RefSeq and is a predicted model, not a curated record. The transcript is spliced from 5 exons.